Messenger RNA from Exophiala dermatitidis NIH/UT8656, 480 nucleotides. RefSeq lists its product as uncharacterized. Bases 1 to 480 code for a protein of 159 amino acids. The transcript has 3 exons. The record is from RefSeq and is a predicted model, not a curated record. Lineage: Eukaryota; Fungi; Ascomycota; Eurotiomycetes; Chaetothyriales; Herpotrichiellaceae.
AUGACUUCAACAACGUUUGGGGAUCGGUGUUGGGGGUCUUUCUUCGGUGGCACACUGCCAAUCUCGUCCCAUGACCAUGUGACAGAUGCUAUGACUCCGUCAACCGUGACGAGUUUGAUUCUGCGCCUGGCUAUCAUCUCAGUCUCGGAUAGUGUCGAUUCUAUCCAUGAUUCUGGUUCGGUUGAUAGGAAACGGUUGGCAUCGUUGCUCGGCUGGAGCGAGACGCACCUGGAAAAAUGGGUCGCGGUUGAGGACUCUUUUGCUGCAGGUUUUGGACCUCUUGCCAACUUGAGUGCCCAGCCAGCGUUCCGUGCGCACGCUGCUGGGUCCCCAAGCAUCAGCUUGAGGAUCGUAGACCGGUCUCAAAAGGAUCUUGUCAACAAUCUCGCUGAGGCAAAGAAACUAGGCUGCAUCGGUGUCAUUGUUGAAAUCGUCAACAAUCAGCUCAAUGGUCGAGUAAACCACGGCGGAAUAGUGUGA